CCCACCAACGCCGUCAAUGUCUGGCCGGAUGAAGCAACUGACGAACUUGAGAAGAUGCUCUUCGAACAGCAGAAUCCUUUCGAAAGCAGCCUUGCCACCUUUGCCGUUCCUUGCAGUGCCAGUGGACUGGCCAUCGGACGCAGUUUUGGUGCUGAGUGGAUCAGAAACGCAUAUCAUGACAUGGCCACGGCGGACGUUCAAGCAGGCACUGGCGGAAUAGAUGCUUCAAUUGUUUUCGAGAAGGAUCGCCCAGAGAAUCCCGGCAGUGCUUUCCAAGAAACGCUGGAUUUUUUCCGGCCAAGAUACACUACCCGAUCCUCACUAUCUGACCUGUUCGCCAUGGCAGCAGUCUUUGGAGUUGGUGGAUGCUCGAAUGGAGAUAUCAUUCUCCCCUACAGGGCAGGUCGUGUUGAUGCGACUGGCCCUGGCCCUUCCGGCGUUCCAGAGCCGCAGGAAGACCUUGCCACACACACUGCGAAGUUUGUCAAGCAGGGUUUCAACACGAUUGAGAUGAUUGCCAUUGUUGCCUGUGGUCAUACGGUUGGAGGAGUACAUGGUGUGGAUUUUCCAGAAAUUGUGCCAAACCCACAACCUCCUCCACCUUUUGGUAAUGACAAUAGUGUCUUUUUUGAUACGUCAACAAGCAAUUUUGACAACCAAGUCGCCAAGGAAUUCGUAGCGAAUGUUUCUCAAAACCCACUUGCAUUUGGUCAUAAUAAUGAAACUAUGCGAUCGGAUUUCCGAAUUUUCAACGCUGAUGGAGGUGAUAUGAUUUCACGGAUGGCUGAAUCGCAAGAAUUUUUCUCCCAAACUUGUGCUGCUCUAUUUGAGCGCAUGAUCAAUACUGUGCCGCCGAAUGUUAAGCUAACUGAUGCUCUUCAACCCCUGCCUGUUAAGCCAAGAAAGUGGUCCAUUGCUGUCAAUGACGAUAAGACGCUGAGACUCAGUCUAACCUUAAGGGUUAUCGACACUUUAAAGGGAGGUAGCAAGGGCCAGAUUUCCGUCUCCCUACUCUCACGCUUUGGCGAGCCUCUGCCUGUUGCCACACCUCUCAUAAUUGGAAACCUCUCUACUUCAACUUGCGACUAUCCUAACUGUGGUGCGGAAUUCUUUUAUUACGAUUUCAAUACCAACAUUCCUGCUGAGCAAGGCAUAUCCUCUUUCACUGUUGAUAUUAAAGACGGUACUACUGAGAAGAUUACGACUUUCAACAAUGGAGGCGCCGUGUUCCCUCUAUCUGAUGCCAUUCAGCCUCAGAUGAGCCUCUGCAACCAGACUACUACAACUAUCAAUGGUGUCACUCUGCAACAGCUAGGCGUGACUGCAAGGGUUUACAAUGCUGAUCAAUUUACCAACAUCUCACUUAUUGUUCCUCAGCCUUCGAACUUUAGUGCUACAAUUAGCCCAUGGAUUCCAGAAGUGGUCCCCAUGAGAGCCUCCAGCAAGAUUGCAGGGACCAACUUCACUCUCUACACCGGUACUUGGAUAGCUAGCAAUGAGGGUGCCCCACAACAUCCUUUUGAUGUUGUUGCCACAGGCCCA
Messenger RNA from Trichoderma virens Gv29-8, 1542 nucleotides. RefSeq lists its product as uncharacterized. The annotation marks the transcript as partial. The record is from RefSeq and is a predicted model, not a curated record. The transcript is spliced from 5 exons. Gene Ontology annotation, biological process: cellular response to oxidative stress; response to reactive oxygen species; hydrogen peroxide catabolic process. Gene Ontology annotation, molecular function: peroxidase activity; heme binding. Lineage: Eukaryota; Fungi; Ascomycota; Sordariomycetes; Hypocreales; Hypocreaceae.